Molecule: messenger RNA, 1287 nt
Organism: Naegleria fowleri
Lineage: Eukaryota; Heterolobosea; Eutetramitea; Acrasida; Naegleriidae
Exons: 1
Coding region: 1-1287 (428 amino acids)
Source: RefSeq, a predicted model, not a curated record
AUGACAAAAAGUCCAACCCUUGUGGAUUUGAAUAGUUGUUCUUCCUCAUCUUCAUCUUCAACCUUCAUGUUUCCAUCACCGACCACUCCAACAACAACAACAACAACAACGAAUGCCAUACGUACAGAAAGCUUGAAUGAAACGACUCUAACCAAUCAUAAUAUGAUGAUUGAUCAACAACAACAACAACAACAACCUUCAACGAAUCCUUCACCUACCAAUAAUAGCCAUCCUCGUACGCACCCUCAUCAUCCUCCUCCUCCUCCUCCUGCUAGCAAUCAUCCUAACAACAACAACACAAUGCCCAAACCUUCUCUCUCAUCUUCAUCACCACCUCUCAAUUACUCCAUUCUCGUAGGUCCUCCCAUCAUUUCAGCACAAGCUGUUGCGAAUGGCUGUAAAUCAUGUUAUACACGACCUCCUCAUCUCAAAGCCAAAUGUUGUGGUCCUGGAAAAGCCAAAUUAUUCAAGAAGAAGUCCAAGAUUUUGAGUGUUGUGGUUUCAUCAGCAACGACAAGUAUGGAAGGAAUGGCCACCAACACAACAAUGAAUCAUGAGGAGGAUGACUCAUCUGAAGAACAACAAGAAAGCCACCACCACCACCACCACCUCACACUGCUCAUGAAUGAGGUCACAACGACGUCGUCGAUGGACCAACACCAACAACACCAACAACAAGAACAUUUAGAAGAGGAUUCUAAUGUUGUUUCCACCACCACCAGUAGCACCACAAUAACGUCGUUGUCGAAGAACCAUCCAGGUACUGUUUUGAGAUCCUCCCAACAAUCUCCUCCUUCCUAUAUUCAUUUGCUUGAAAAGAAGAACCAGCACCACCAGCACCAGCACUCUACAAAGAGGUCCAACCCUCUUCUCACUCAGGAAGAAUUGUUCUCCUCUCCACUACUUCCAACAUCAUCAGAAUCAUCCUUCUCCACUAAUACUACUUCAAGUACAACUCCAUCCACUCCUUCCCUUCUUGUUUCAACGAUGGAUACUAAUAAUACGAACAACUAUAACCAACAACAACAACAAGGACCACCACUUUCUACUACUUGCAGUAUCGAUGUAACCAUACAUCAUGAUGGAAUUGAAAAACCUUCUCGUAUGAGAUCGGUCUUGAGUGGUUUGUUGCAACGAAAGAAUCGAUUAUUGGUUUCUUUUGGUUUUGGGAGUGCCCAGAAUGAUCCUACGAAUAGUAAUAGUACGACGAGUAGCAAUAGUAGCACUCGUGGAGAACCAUUCAACAACAAUAACAACUCAGAUCACAACAACCACACCACGAAAUAA